Messenger RNA from Necator americanus (New World hookworm), 2049 nucleotides. RefSeq lists its product as uncharacterized. NCBI's taxonomy places the organism in Eukaryota, Metazoa, Nematoda, Chromadorea, Rhabditida, Ancylostomatidae. The transcript has 2 exons. Bases 1 to 2049 code for a protein of 682 amino acids. The record is from RefSeq and is a predicted model, not a curated record.
AUGGACUUGAAAAUCUCCCGUCCAAGGAAGAGACAUCCAAGGACUGAAACACAGCGCAUCAAAUGGUGGAAUCUGAAGGAUCGAAAGGAGGUAUUUUUCGCGUCCGUGGCUCCAUCUACACUUCCCCACCCUACUCGUAGUGUGGAGGAAAUGUGGUUGUCUACUUCCAGCGUUAUACUCUUGACCGCGGAAAACACUCUGGGAAAGACGACUCUAGGUAAGCCAAAGGUACAAAAGGCUACGUGGUUUUGGAACGAGGAAGUUCAGGCGGCAAUUCGUGAGAAGAAGUCCAAGUAUAAGCUCUGGUGGAGGACGCGUCAGCCUGAAGAUCGGGGUGCUUACCUAGCGGCGAAGAGGGAGGCUAAGAAGGCAGUCUCCAAGGCGAAGUCGGACCGCUACAAGGCUGUGUACGACAUGCUUGAUACCAGAGAAGGCGAGUGGGCAGUGUAUCGUUUAGUCAGAGCACGUCAUCGCUCAACGUUGGAUAUGGAGCACACCAAGAUCGUUAAGGGAGCUGAUGGAGCCGUUCUGCGCCGCUCUGGUCAGAUCCUGGAGAGUGUCGAGGGCCCUGUUCUACCAAUUACUGCCGUCGAAGUCAGUGCUGCCCUCGCAAAAAUGAAGUCGAACAAGGCAACCGAUGACAUACCUGUUGAUAUCUGGAAGCUGCUAGGAGAUCGAGGGUCCAUGUGGCUCGCAACUCUAUUUAACAAGAUCGUUGCAGAAGGACGGACUCCAGACGUUUGGCAAACUUCCGUGACCGUGCCUGUCUGGAAAGGGAAAGGAGACAUUGCUGACUGCACCUCGUACAGGCCUAUACGACUGCUCUGCCAUACGAUGAAGAUUUUUGAGCGUGUCCUGGAAGCUCGUCUGAGGAAAAUUGCUAGCGUUUCACUCAACCAGUGCGGUUUUGUGAAGGACUGCAGCACUACAGAUGCUAUCCAUGCUGUCCGAAUCCUCCUGGAGAAACAUCGAGAGAAGAACCGCAGCGUGCAUCUUGCUUUUCUCGAUCUCGAGAAAGCUUUCGACCGUGUCCCACAUGAGCUGUUAUGGAUGUCCAUGAGGUCGCAUAGAGUACCAGAAGAAUAUGUACGGUGGACGAAGCUGCUUUGUGCGAAGCCUACCAGCGUUGUACGAUGUGCUGUUGGAACAAGCAGGCCCUUCCCUGUACGAGUAGGGGUUCAUCAGGGUUCAUCCCUCUCACCUCUGCUGUUCGUACUGUGCAUGGACACGAUAACGAAGGAAAUCCAGAAGCAGCAUCCGUGGACUCUACUCUUUGCCGACGAUGUCAUGCUCGCGUCGGAGUCUCGAGAUAAUCUUCAGAAACAAGUGCAGUCUUGGAAGGAUCAGCUGCAGCAAUAUGGAUUGCGCCUCAACACAUCAAAAACUGAGCACAUGGAGUGCGGACCAAGGAUAGAGGAUGGUUCAAUUCGUGUUGAUGGCACCGAAUUAAACAAGGUGAACUGCUUCAAGUACCUUGGAUCCAAAGUGACUUCCACAGGCGACAUUGAUCAAGAAGGUCGAGCACGUGUUAAUGCUGCAUGGAUGAAAUGGAAAAUAGCAACAGGGGUACUGUGCGACAAGAAAGUCCCUGUUCGACUGAAGUCGAAGAUUUACAGGACGGUUGUGCGUCCUGUUGCCCUUUACGGAUGCGAGUGCUGGCCGACAACGAAAGCCUUGGAAAGAGUGCUGCACGCUAUGGAGAUGCGGAUGUUGAGGUGGACGAUAGGUGUAACGCUAAAAGAGAAAGUAUCGAACGACACUGUGCGCUCCAUCUUCGGUGUCGUCCCGAUAACUGAGAAGAUGAAGGAGGCGCGACUGAGAUGGUUUGGUCACGUAUUGCGGCGGGAGGAAGAUUCUGUUGCCAAAACCGCUCUGAAGCUCGACGUUUCAGGAGUGAGGCCGCGCGGGAGGCCAAAGAUUCGCUGGUUAGACCGUGUGAAGCUGGAUAUGAUAGAUGCACGUUUGUGUACGGCUGAUGCAAUGGAUAGAACCAAAUGGAAGACAAGAAGCAGAAAAGCGGACCCUGCAACAACGCGGGACAAACGCUAG